AGCGCUUCCCAAGAUCUUUGGGGAGAAGAGCCGACAUGAAGACGACGACCUCGCUGCUGCUGUUGCUGUUCCUAUGCGUGAGCGGCGCCGCCUCUCAGGGAAACCUGGACUAUGAUGAAUAUGACACGGACACAAAGAGCUCACCAAGUACCACAACAGGGACAACAAACCAAACGGGCCCGGGAGCUCGGGGGCACCGUCCACUCACUCAAGGCCGGGACUCCUACAACCCCAACCGCUAUUCUCCGCGCCCUGUUGGUGGUGCCAGCAGGUACGGAGGACGACCCACCACUGCACCUCCCAGCGGACACAAAGUGGAAGAGAAGAAGGUGCACCCGGAAGCAGGAGGAUGCUCAUACGGCUUUGAGGAAAUGGGCGUCCUUUGUCCAAAUGGCUGCGAGCUGAAGAUGGCGCUGCUCAAGCAGGAGAAGAGCGUCAUGACGAGCAUCAGCCAGAUGAAGCCUCAAGUAGAGCAACUGUUGCACUCGUCCAACACCAUCUUCAGCUAUACCACUGCCAUGUCGUCCUCACUAGCGGCGCGCCAACGAAUCAUCACAGACAACGGGAGGGUGGUGAGUGAGUUCUCGGGGCAGGUGGAGGACCAGCAUGCCUUCAUCAAGGAGACUGUGGACACUGUCUUCCCCUCCACCAUUCGAGUCCUGCAGGGUGUUGUGGACAAGAUACGCCAGAAGAUCCAGAAGCUGGAGAAGGCCAUCCAGACCCAGAGGGAGGAGUGCAAAGAGCCGUGCCAGACCACUUGUCCCAUUCCAGUGGUGAAAGGAAAGGACUGUGAAGACAUCUACCGCCGUGGAGGAAAAGAGUCUCAGAUGUACCUGAUCCAACCCGACGCCUUCUUUCCACCAUACAAGGUCUUCUGUGACCAGACAACCCAGAAUGGAGGAUGGCUCCUCAUCCAGAACAGACUGGAUGGCAGUGUUGACUUUGGCCGACGUUGGGACGAGUAUCGACGUGGUUUCGGAAACAUUGCAUUCAACGUGGGCAAAGGUUAUUGUGAGAGCCCAGGCGAAUUUUGGCUGGGCAACGACCGCAUCAGUCAGCUGACAAAGAUGGGCCCAACUGAGCUCCUCAUCGAGAUGCAGGACUGGACAGGUGCCAAGGUCCACGCCCAGUACCACCAGUUCACCAUGCAGUCUGAGUCGUCCAACUACGUGCUGGCGGUGGACUCUUACUCCGGCAAUGCCGGCAACUGUCUGCUGGAUGGAGCUCUGGAGCUGUUUGGGGAAAACCGCACAAUGACCAGGCACCACGGCGCCAUGUUCAGCACCUACGACAGAGACAACGACAACUGGAACCCUGGCGACCCCUCCAAGCAGUGCUCCAAAGAGGACGGAGGCGGCUGGUGGUACAACCGUUGCCAUUCGGCUAAUCCCAAUGGCCGAUACUACAUGGGCGGUGCCUACACUCGACAGAUGUCCAAACACGGCACAGACGACGGCGUGGUUUGGAUGAACUGGAAGGGCAGCUGGUAUUCGCUCAAAACCAUCAGCAUGAAGAUCCGCCCUUUCUUCGCCCCAUUGUGACCGCCGUCAUCAUCAACAAAGACUAAGAUGUGAAGGCGUCACACAAAAGAAAAAAAUAUUUGAUGUGAAUAAAAGCCACGUUGACUUGUCAA
Dunckerocampus dactyliophorus (ringed pipefish) is the source of this 1633-nucleotide messenger RNA. RefSeq names its product fibrinogen beta chain (gene fgb). The record is from RefSeq and is a predicted model, not a curated record. Gene Ontology annotation, cellular component: fibrinogen complex. Bases 36 to 1541 code for a protein of 501 amino acids. Gene Ontology annotation, molecular function: signaling receptor binding. Gene Ontology annotation, biological process: platelet activation; protein polymerization; blood coagulation. The transcript is spliced from 13 exons. NCBI's taxonomy places the organism in Eukaryota, Metazoa, Chordata, Actinopteri, Syngnathiformes, Syngnathidae.